Messenger RNA from Miscanthus lutarioriparius, 2634 nucleotides. The record is from the annotation of a GenBank genome assembly. Lineage: Eukaryota; Viridiplantae; Streptophyta; Magnoliopsida; Poales; Poaceae.
AUGAGUAGAGUCAAGUUGAAGGCUGCAGUGGAAGGGAGCUUUGGCUGUGGUCUACUCAGCGCUGGUGGCUGCGGAAGAGCCUCCGAGCCUAGUUGCCGUCAGGGAGCUUCGAUAGCGGCAGUGGCCAAGAGGAGCGGGAAUGGCAUCGAGAGAGACGGGCGAGAUGCAAUCCUUAACUGCAAGGCAGGCAUUUCUCGUAAUUUCCGUUACUAUAGGCAGGAAGAUGCACAUGAGCUAAUGGUUAGCUUGCUUGAGUCAAUGCACAAAUGCUGCUUACCAUCUGGUAUAGCAAGUGAGUCACCAAGCCCUUAUGAGAAGAGUCUAGUUCACAGAAUAUUUGGCGGCCGCUUAAAAAGUCAGGUGAGAUGUACAAGGUGCUCCCACUGUUCAAACACAUUUGAUCCUUUCCUGGAUCUCAGUGUCGAAAUUGGCAAUGCCGCCACAUUGAUGAAAGCACUUUACAAUUUUACCGAGGAGGAGCUAUUAGAUGGUGGGGAAAAGCACUACAACUGCCAGCAGAGCAAGGAGAAAGUUGUGGCAAAGAAAAGGUUCCUUAUUGAUAAGGCUCCUUUCGUGUUGGCAAUUCAUUUGAAACGCUUUAGUCCUUUCAACCCUCUUCAAAAGAUUGACAAAAAGGUUGAUUUUCGAACAACUUUGAACUUGAAGCCAUCUGUCAGCAAUUCAGAAGGUAUGGAUUUGAAAUAUAAUCUCUAUGGUGUUUUGGUUCAUGCUGGUCGGAAUACACAAUCAGUGGAGAAAACAUUGGAUUUCUCCCUAAUUACCAAAGUAGAUACAAAGUUGCAGAUGCAGAACCCAGACAAGGGUCAGCCCAGUCAUAUUAGUGCAGUUUCUCAAGAUCAGUGUUCAAAUGAACAUAGCAACAUUGAAGAUGUUAAAGCUUCAACGUCUCAAAACAAUGCACCUGUACAGAAAGUCCCAUGCACACUCCCAGAUGGUGCUGAUGCCUUGUCCACCAAAGAAGAGCAAGUAACACAGUGUGUUCAGAGGGAGAUAAUUUCUCCAGGACAGCCUGAGGUUUGUAUUCCUGAUAUGAAGACACAGAAGCUGAAUCCAGAUAAUGAUCAGCCCAGCAAUAUUAACACCACCAUCUCACAGGACCAGUGUUCAAAUGAACAUGGAAGCACUGAGGUUACUAAAGAUUUAACAUCCCAAAACAACGAGCUAGUACAGAAAGCCAGAUGCACAGAUCCAGAUGGUACUGCUACAUUGUACUCCAAACCAGAGCAAAUAACACCAGCUAAUCAAAUGGAGAGAACAUCUAUAGGACAGCCUGAUGCUUGUAUUCUCUGUGAUGCAAGCUCUGAUCAGAAAGCAUAUGAGAAGCCAUUGCAGGACGUGCCACUAGAAUCUGAUGGUGCACUCGUUAAUUCAGGCAAAGACAUCCUUAAUUCUGCUUUGCGCUUAUGCAGUGGUGUUGAUGGAUUAUUGGGGGCAAACGAGCAGGCUAAUGAACCUCGAACAUAUGCAUUUUGCAAACCCACUCCUGAUAGUGAUGCAACAACUAUUGCACAAGCCAUCCCAACUGAGGUUACUGAUGUUUCUAAUGGAACAAUGUCCGGCAACAAAGAUUCAACUAGUAAUGAUGAAGCUAAAGGACUAGUUGUGAAGGAGCUUUCUGUGAAAAACAUUGAUGAUAAAGUAAAAGCAGAGGAGCAGACUACUAUGGGGAACAAUACACUGGGGGAUGGGCUGGCUAUGGUGAACGAAGUCUCUGUUAUGGAAAUGGACCACACAACAGAUGCAGUUGGCCAGAAUAACUCACUGGACACUGGACAUGUUAACCUUGAGAAGAAAAUCUGUUCUGAAGACGCUACACAUGUGGCCAGCUCCGAAGAUUGUGUGCAGGUGAUGUGCUCUGAAAACUCUGUGCAUGUGGUAGGCAAGAAUCCAUGUCAUGGCAGUCUGCAUAAAAAUAUGAAAAUCAAGUCAAAGAAGCAUGUGAAACAUCCAGUUGUCAACUUGUGUUUUGGGUCCAAACAACUGUUGUUGGCGUCCCUGAAACCGCGUAAGAAAAGGAAACACAAAUCUUCUGCGGUUACUGAAGGUAUUGCUGAUGAUCAGCAGACAUCAACAUCAGAAACUGUUCUUACUAGUGGUAUAUCGCAUAAAUCCCAUAGACGGAAACACUGUCGUAAUAGUGCAAGCUCUGAAGAUUCUGUUCAGAUCUAUGGCAAGAAACAAAACCUUGGACACUCCUGUGCUGUUGAACUUACCGUGGACAAGAAGGGCAGCGAGGAUGCAACACUUGCUGGUGCUGAGCUAGCAAGCUUAUGCCCCAGAUCUAUGUCAAAUCCUGAUUCAGGAAAAUGUGGGGGUAGAGAUGAGAAAGGCUCCUGGCAUUUUAAUCUCCUCACAAGGGGUUUAAGAGUUCUACGGUGGGAUGAUGAUGACAUGGCAACAGAGCUGCAAUGUUCCAAUUCCACCAGCAUUGGUUAUGUUUUAGAUAAAUGGGAUGAGGAGUAUGACAGCGGAAAGAGGAAGAAGGUGAGGAAAUCCAUGCGAGGCUUCAGUGGGCCGAACCCUUUCCAAGAGGUGGAAAACAUCAGAUCCCGGCAGCAGAGAAGAUUACAAGCUGACCAGGCCAGGUCUGGACACCAGCCUCUCAGGAUAUGA